UAUGAUACAAUUAUAUGUUAAGAGAGGAUAAAUUACACGCAUGCUUGCUUUCUGUGUCAGGAAUUAUUUAUGAUUAUUAUCAAUAACCUAGAUUUUGUGUAUUUUUUAUUUUUUUUUACUAAUAUUUCAACAUUAUUUUUUUAUCUAAGCGGAAUAGUAACUUAAUAUCUUAGUCAAAUAAAUAAUACCGAUUUCAACCGCAAAAGAGACGCUUCUGCUCCAGCAGGUGGCAGCAAUGCGCCGGACGUACGUCUAUUCACCUGCUGAAACCCGUGAAGAAGAUCAGUCGCAGAACAAGUACAUGCGCCUCUCGAAACCCUUCACGGAUUUUGGCUAUUUGUCUUUAAACUACCACUGAAUCAAAAUAUUAGCGUGAAACAAUGAACACUUUACUGAACAAGGUUUUAUUGCUUCAGAACACACGGGCGCUGGUUUGUGCAGCAUCAUCGCUUCAAAGUCAAGUGUUAACUAAACAAAUGCCAUUGGGUGUUUUGCUGACUAACAGACAUUAUAGAUCAAUGCCCACACAUGGUAUUGGAAGAUACAGACAUCUUCUUCCAAAAGCAUUGCCAAAGAAGAAGAAGGAGAAAGUUCAAGCGAAGCAGAUAAAAGCUGCGACAGCAACAGAGUUUGGUGUGUUUAAUGUGUGUGUUUCCGGUUAUGACAUGACUCUAGUGGAACACUAUUCCCAAUAUAUCCACAAUCUCUGCAAUCAUUUGGACAUCAGAGUCGAUGAAAGUUGUGCCCUGCCUACGAAAACCACAGAGGUCAUGGUGAUGCAGGAGCAAGGCACUAAGAUGUAUGUAGAUGCGGUCCUGAAAACCCAUGAGCGUAUUGUUCAGAUCAGUGAAAUGAAGGCGACACUUUUUCCCAUAUUUAUGGAAGUCAUUCUGAAGAACCAGCCUGAGGGGGUGCGACUUUGUCUGAAGCAGCACACAGAAGCAGAUUAUCAAGCCCGGUUCAAAACAAGACCUGAGCUUGAGGGGCUUCUCGCAAAAAUUAAUAAUUAACACAUUUAAAAAUGUUUUUCAUUUUCUACCCCAUUUAUGCUGUAAUUAAUCUGUGAAGCAAUAAACUCAUCCCAUGAAAUGUUUUCCAUA
Molecule: messenger RNA, 1100 nt
Organism: Carassius gibelio (silver crucian carp)
Lineage: Eukaryota; Metazoa; Chordata; Actinopteri; Cypriniformes; Cyprinidae
Product: 39S ribosomal protein L48, mitochondrial-like
Exons: 8
Coding region: 381-1010 (209 amino acids)
Cellular component (GO): mitochondrial ribosome
Source: RefSeq, a predicted model, not a curated record